Miscanthus lutarioriparius is the source of this 324-nucleotide messenger RNA. The record is from the annotation of a GenBank genome assembly. Lineage: Eukaryota; Viridiplantae; Streptophyta; Magnoliopsida; Poales; Poaceae.
AUGGCCGCCCUCGCCGCUGCCGCGGGGCUCAGGGAGCUCGUCAUGGACAAGUGCCUCGGCGUUACCGACGUCGGGCUCGCCAAGGUCGUCGUCGGGUGCCCCGGGCUGGAGAAGCUCAGCGUCAAGUGGUGCCAUUUCUGGAUUUUAGUUGCUGCUUGGAAGGUGAGCAAUGAAUCCCAUAGACCACUCUCCACUCUCGAGAAGUUGGAGGACAUAACAAUGGUCUGCUGCUUGUUUACAGACGAUGAUGGCCUACAGAUGCUAAGCGCAGGCAACUCGCUGAAGGAGCACUACCAGGAACAGCAACAGCAACGAAUGCAGUAA